AUGGCAGAGGGUCAAAAAUCAAAACCCAAAACUCCCAAAUUCUGCAAACUUACUAAUGAGUGUGCAAUCCUAGUCAUAAUAAUGCUGAACAAAACGAAUAUGACACCACUCUCAUUCAUCCUUAAUGGGAUACCAGGACUGGAGGAUAUGCACCUCUGGAUUUCUUUCCCAUUCUGCACAAUGUAUGUUGUGGCCAUGGUAGGGAAUUGUGGACUGCUUUACCUCAUUGGUUUUGAGGACUCCUUACACAGAUCCAUGUAUUACUUUUUGGGUAUGCUUUCAUUUACUGAUCUCGUCAUGUGCUCUAGCUCAAUCCCUAAAGCUCUUUGCAUCUUCUGGUUUCAUCUCAAAGAAAUCAGCUUUGAUGAAUGUCUGGUUCAGAUGUUCUUCAUUCACACCUUCACAGGGAUGGAGUCUGGGGUACUCAUGCUCAUGGCCCUGGACCGCUAUGUGGCCAUCUGCUACCCUCUGCGCUACUCCACUAUCCUCACGAAUUCUGUCAUUGUCAAGGCUGGUCUUGUAACUUUUAUGAGAGCAGUGCUGCUCAUCACUCCCUUGAUUUUCAUCACCAAACGACUACCCUAUUGCAGAGGGAAUAUAAUACAUCAUACCUAUUGUGACCAGCUAUCCAUUGCCAAAUUAUCCUGUGGAAAUAUCAAGGUUAAUGUCAUCUAUGGUCUGACCAUCGCCCUUCUGAUUGGAGGAUUUGAUAUCCUGUGCAUUACAAUCUCCUACACCAUGAUCCUCCGGGCAGUCGUCAGCCUUUCCUCAGCAGAUGCUAGACAGAAGGCCUUCAGCACCUGCACUGCCCACAUAUGUGCCAUUGUGUUCUCCUACAGUCCAGCUUUCUUCUGUUUCUUUUUUAACCGUUUUGGGGGCCACACAAUUCCUCCAUCUUGCCACAUAAUUGUGGCCAACAUUUAUCUGCUCUUACCCCCUACCAUGAACCCUAUUGUUUAUGGGGUGAAAACCAAGCAGAUAAGAGAUUGUGUCAUAAGAAUCCUUUCAGGAUCUAAGGAAACCAAAUUCCAGAGCACCUGA
Molecule: messenger RNA, 1041 nt
Organism: Sorex araneus (European shrew)
Lineage: Eukaryota; Metazoa; Chordata; Mammalia; Eulipotyphla; Soricidae
Product: olfactory receptor 52N4-like
Exons: 2
Coding region: 1-1041 (346 amino acids)
Biological process (GO): G protein-coupled receptor signaling pathway
Cellular component (GO): membrane
Molecular function (GO): olfactory receptor activity; G protein-coupled receptor activity
Source: RefSeq, a predicted model, not a curated record